Messenger RNA from Microplitis demolitor, 938 nucleotides. RefSeq lists its product as uncharacterized. The transcript is spliced from 2 exons. Bases 18 to 854 code for a protein of 278 amino acids. The record is from RefSeq and is a predicted model, not a curated record. NCBI's taxonomy places the organism in Eukaryota, Metazoa, Arthropoda, Insecta, Hymenoptera, Braconidae.
AAUCAGACGUUUUCAAGAUGUCGAAUAAAAUAAUUAUAUUGACAGUGAUAUAUUUUUCAAGUUUAAUACCACAGAGUAUUAGUUUACCACAAGGUUGUCCAUGUGGCAGACGUCAGUCUGAUAAUACAGGAUUCACUCAAUAUGUAUUAGCUCGUCCAUGGUCUGAGUAUCGAGUUGAUAAUCCAUCGUCUUACAUAUCAUUUCCAUUGGCUAUAUCACGUGGCACGAGAGCUAUAAAGUCUAGAUUAGAGUCUUCUGAAGAACCACAAAAAUCUGAUGAUAAAUUGUUAAGAAGAAAUCCCAUAAAUUUUGAUGACAGGGAAGAUAAACCAAAAGUUGUGAUUCCAUCUAGACUGCGGACUAAAACUAAAAAUGAUAAAAUGAAUACUGGAGGUGAAGACAAAAAAUCGGUUGCUGAGGAAAAAAAAGUAAGAGAAGUUGAUGAUAUUGAUGACGAAGAUGAUGAUGAUGAUGAAGCGGUAAUUGAUGAAGACCAAGAACGAAUUGAUGGACUUAAUUUACUGGGACAAUUAUUCCAUGUGUUGGCUUUGCAAUAUCAGAAAGUAUUUGGAAGAGGGAAUAAUUUGAAAGCAUUGGAGACAAAUUCGACUGCAGUUAAAUUUGAUGGUGAAGAUCAAGAUGAUGAUGAAGAAGAUGAUGGAAUUUUUGAGCUUGGAGAUUAUGACUAUGAUUUGGAGCCUAGAGGGCAGAUUGAACGACCGGAAGUACAAGAUGAUGGGGAGGUUGUGAAGAAAAAGAAAAGAAAAACGGAAGAAAAAAAUAAUAAAGACAAAGUGAUUAAUAAAAAUUUAUUAAGAAGAAAAUUUAAUGGCACAUCUACGUCUUCUGAUUAAUUAUUUAAGUAAUUGCAAUAAAUAGAUAUUAAUUAUUUGUAAUUAAAAAUUUAUUAGUAAUUAAAUAAAUAAAUUUAAAAAUUA